UACGGAGGGAAUUGACAAAGAGAAGGGACGGCCGGUUAUUGAUUCCGCCGAUCUACGCGCGUACGGCAGUCACGGCACACAUGUUUUUGACGUUUGUGAGCACGCCGAUCCGGAUGGACAGCGGAGCGAUUUCGCGCGCCGUGCUCCGUGCGAUGGCCUGAGACCGAACGGCGCGCGUUCGCCGUCUCUCGCUGGGUGCGCGUCAAGUACGUCUCCUCGUCAGGCCGUACCCGCGGCCAGCCGUUGACUUCGGAAGAGCCGUUGAUCCCGUCCCUCCGACCGCCCGCCCGCACGCGCGCGGGGGUGUUAUGCCGAGCCCGACGCGGAGGAGCGUCGUAGUAGGUUAAGCUCCGUGGGCCAAGGUCCGCGUCUACCCCGCCGUUGAAUGAGACGCCGCGUCCGCGGCCGCGCGAAAAUGGACAACGUGGCGACCGCCGAGUGUCUGACCCUGGAUUUCGGCCCGUUCGAGACGGUGCACCGAUGGCGGCGCAUGCCGGAGUGCGACGAAUUCGUCGGCGCCAGGCGCAGCAAGCACACCAUCGUGGGAUACAAGGAUGCUAUUUACGUUUUCGGCGGCGACAACGGCAAGAGGAUGCUGAACGAUCUGCUGCGCUUCGACGUGAAGGAGAAGUCCUGGGGCAGGGCGUUUGCAACCGGCACCCCGCCCGCGCCGCGCUACCACCACUCCGCAGUGGUUCACGGCUCGUCGAUGUUCGUGUUCGGCGGUUACACCGGGGACAUACACUCCAACUCCAAUCUUAGUAAUAAGAAUGAUCUGUUCGAGUAUCGCUUCCAGACUGCUCAGUGGAUAGAGUGGAGAUUUAUUGGAGUGACUCCAGUGCCCAGAUCUGCUCACGGUGCCGCUGUAUAUGAUAAUAAAUUAUGGAUAUUUGCGGGCUACGAUGGCAAUGCCAGAUUGAACGAUAUGUGGACAAUAUCAUUAUUGCCUGGUGAUUUCAAAGCGUGGGAGGAGGUCGUUCAGGUCGGCGAACGUCCACCGACGUGUUGCAAUUUCCCCGUCACGGUGGCCCGAGAAUCAAUGUUCGUUUUCAGCGGGCAGAGCGGAGCUAGGACAACUAACAGCCUCUUCCAGUUUCACUUCAAGGAGAGACGGUGGACACGCAUAUCGACGGAGCACAUAUUGCGUGGCGCGCCGCCGCCUCCUGCACGACGAUACGGUCAUACGAUGGUCAGUUUCGAUCGUCAUCUCUACGUUUUCGGCGGUGCGGCUGACUCGGCUCUGUCCAAUGAUCUUCAUUGUUACGAUCUCGAUACACAAACGUGGAACGUUCUCUUACCGUCCACAGAUAGCGAGGUACCUCCCGGUCGGCUUUUCCACGCCGCCGCCGUGAUUGGAGAUGCGAUGUUCAUUUUUGGGGGAACCAUAGACAACAACAUACGCUCCGCCGAGAUGUACCGCUUCCAAUUCUCGUCGUAUCCCAAAUGCACGUUGCACGACGAUUUCGGCAGGCUGCUGAGUAUGAGCCUCUUCUGCGACGUGGAAUUCAUAGUGGGCAAGCUGGGGACCAAGAUACCGGCGCACGUAGCCAUGGUGGCGGCGCGCUCGCAAUUCCUCCGGUUGCGCAUUCGGCAAGCGCGCGAAUCGCGGGACAAGUGUUUGGAACAACAAUUCGUUAACGUGUCCACCAAGGAACUACCGCUAUUGGAGGUGAGAUUAAAAGAUGCCGAGCCGGAAGCUUUCAAAAUGGUGUUAAACUACAUUUACACCGAUCGUAUUGAUCCUACCAAAGGACCGGACGAGAAGGUCGAAGAUCCGCAGAGCAAUCGCAUUGUACUUCUUAUGAUGGACGUGUAUCGCCUCGCCGUACAGUUCAAUAUGAUACGAUUGGAACAGCUGUGCGUCAACUACCUCGAGGCGACCAUAAGCCACAAGAACGUUUUGGAGGCGUUGCGCAACGCCGUGCAGCUGGGAUUGCACUUCAUAAAGGAGUUUUGCCUUAGCUUCGUCGUGAAGGAAAACAACUACAAUCUGAUCGUGAUGAGCCAGGAGUUCGAGACUCUGGAUCAACCGCUGAUGGUAGAGAUCAUCAGGCGUCGGCAGAUGCCGCAGAGUAGAACUUUCACGAAGUACGAAUACGAAUCUAUCACCGGAACCAGCAUGGAGCAAGAUAUGGAAGCGUUUCUGAAGAGUGUCGGUCGGGAAUUUUGCGACAUCACGUUAAAACUGAACGGUAAGCCGAUACCGGCGCACAAGGCCAUCCUUGCGGCGCGAUGCAGCUAUUUCGAAGCAAUGUUUCGAUCCUUCAUGCCCGAAGAUAAUAUGGUGAACAUACAAAUUGGCGAGAUGAUACCGUCGUCCGAAUCGUUUCAAUCCUUGAUGAGGUACAUUUAUUUCGCGGAUGUCUCGAUGCCACCCGAGGAUUCCUUGUACCUGUUCACCGUGCCGUCGUUCUAUGGCUUCACGAACAACCGGCUCCAGGCGUUUUGCAAACAGAAUCUCGAGAUGAACGUUACUUUCGAGAAUGUUAUACAGAUUCUGGAGGCGGCCGAUAGGAUGCAAGCUACCGAUAUGAAGAAGUACGCCCUGAAUCUGAUAGUUCAUCAUUUUAGCAAGGUUGCUAGGCUUCCAAGAUUAAGACAAUUAAGCCGCGAGCUCUUGCUGGAUAUUCUCGAUGCUCUGGCCGAUGAACGCAGCGAUGCCAGAACGUGUCAAGACAUGACUAAUGAUUGCUGACGGAUUUCUCUCUCAGAUCGUCGUCCGUGCAGCUGGGACUUACCAUCGCCGUGCAGUUUUCAGGAACUGUGCCGAGUGAAUUUUAUCCUCAUAGGACGAACGAUUCUGUUUGUUGGCAACUGCUAUCUCGAUCACGCGGCUAAAUCUUGCCUGACAUCGGACAUACAAACUCUGUUGCCGUUGUCAACAGCCACGUCUUCUGCCUCGAUUCAGGAUGAACCGCCGUCGCCGUCGUCAUCGCCAUCAUCAUCGUCGUCGUCUUCGUCGUCAUCGUCAUCGCCGUCCACGCCGUCAUCGUCGUCACCAUCAUCGUCGUCACCGUCAUCGUCGUCAUCAUGCAACGCUGAUCACCCGGACGCGCCGUCUCGUUGUGACGACGACAGGAGGCAACACCAAUGGUCCACUAUUACCCGUCGUUGUUCCGUCAGUUGCAACAUGUUGAAACGCACUGUCGUCGCCCUUUCGGACCUCGGGCUUAGAAAGUUGUUCCCGGAUUAUUGAUCUAUCUGAACCGGCCUGUCUCACGCCCGGAGGAAAUUGGAAAAUGUUGACAUUAUUAAUUGCUCGUGCGUUCGAUAUAAACACCUAAAUGCUCAGUCCGUAAGGUACUAUUAAUUUUACAAUUUUAUUUUGAUAUUUUACGACACAGCGAAUUUUUUAAGUGACGUAAAUUUUCGUAACAGACCAAUUUUCAAUGGUAUCUCAUUAUGGUGGCCACGAUAAGCCUACAUGUUUCCACGUUUUUAUUAUAUAUGUUGAAGAGUUUGUAAUAAAAUAUAUAUGAAAUGUCUAUUUGUGCUAAAGGAAACAUUGUUACGACAUAUUUAUGUGUACUCGCGAUCGUGUUAUUCCGUCGUAUCUCUUAAUCGUUGAUCGUUUUGUAAUUAUAUAUGAGACACAGAAAAUAUUUUUAUGGGCUUAAGUAAUAUACAUAGUAUAAAUAGUAAUAUAUAAAUAAUUUCAUUUUAUGCAGGUGGGAUAUUGGAAUGAUCGAUACAAAUGAAUGUUUUAUGCGUAUGUGCUGUUGGAGAUAAACAUAUUUUCAAGAUGUUUCAGAAUUGUUGAUAUAAGAUAUUCUAUAACUAAAAUAUGAGGGUAAAUUAAUUAAGUCUAGACUGUACAUCAGUGUGAGUCAAAUUGCAAAGUGCGCCUAUAUUUUCAUCGAAUAUAACAUAAUAAAUUCAAUUAUACCUGCAAAAACAGAAACUCUGUAUUUCAUUCAAUCUAUUACUGCUGUUGGCCUCAUUGAUGAACGAUAAUUGCGAUUAAAAAUUUACAAAACCAAAAUUAUAGGGAGAUCGCAGCAUUAGUGAUGCACACAAUCAAGUGCCGCUCAAGAUAAAAACUUCAGGAAUUAUAGAAUGGAUGGUAACAUCAAUAAUCGCGCUUGAUUAAUAAAUUAUAUUUUAAUCUUGAAUAUAAUUGUACAUACAUGUGAUUCGUAUUCUCGUGGAAGUAAUUAAUUCUUCAAAUUUACAAGAGCAAACAACACGAAUCGAGGGAACGAGAGAAACCGAACAGCAGGAGCUUGUGUAUAAAAUCACAUUGCUCUGUUUCUCUCUGUAUCUCCUUUCUCUUCCUCUUCUAUGUAAUAUUAUCUCUAGACAGGUGACAUUUUUAUUGUACCUAUAAUGUUAUCUCUAGAGGUGAUACUUAUUUACUCUGAAUACACAUCUGAUUUGGCGAAAUUUCGUUUCGAGCGAUCGAGACGAAAGGGUCAACCCUGCGAUCGGCGA
Wasmannia auropunctata (little fire ant) is the source of this 4431-nucleotide messenger RNA. It is a transcript of the gene Lztr1, whose product is annotated as leucine-zipper-like transcriptional regulator 1. The record is from RefSeq and is a predicted model, not a curated record. Gene Ontology annotation, molecular function: protein binding. Gene Ontology annotation, cellular component: Golgi apparatus. Bases 386 to 2695 code for a protein of 769 amino acids. Lineage: Eukaryota; Metazoa; Arthropoda; Insecta; Hymenoptera; Formicidae. The transcript is spliced from 12 exons.